Molecule: messenger RNA, 546 nt
Organism: Acanthosepion pharaonis
Lineage: Eukaryota; Metazoa; Mollusca; Cephalopoda; Sepiida; Sepiidae
Source: the annotation of a GenBank genome assembly
AUGCGAUCCUGUUAUCACGACAGUACUGAUCGCCUCCCUGACUGGAAGUGUUGCCUGAAGGAAGUAGAAGAGACUCACGACUUUUGUUCAUAUUUACUUUCUUUACCUCUUUUCACCUCUUUCUUCUUGGAAAGAGGUAGUUACUGUCUUUCUUUUCUCUCAUCUGCUUGCCCUCUCUCUCGGGAAGAUGUGAGGAAUCUGCUUUUCCUUUUUUUUCUUUGUCAUCGCCCCGGAUUUGACGUCAUUUCUGUUGAGCAACCCAAUCCUCUGCUUUCUUGUUGUUUGUUAAAUUAUUCAUUGUUUUUUCUCUUAAUAUUCGUUCGCAGAAACACCAUCAUGAUAGCCUAUGCUAUCAUGUUUGGUUACUUAGCAACCACACCAUUUUGGCACCUUUUUCAUCGCCAUAUUGAUUACGGCAUCUUGAUUUGGUUUUCCACCAAAUUUCUCGAUUUACAUAACGACAUGCUACAUGUGGCAUCUUUUUCAUUCAGCACGCCGCCAUUUUUGGAUUUUACUUACCAGUCCCAAAUCACUUUAUUCAAGUGA